Molecule: messenger RNA, 1674 nt
Organism: Eremothecium cymbalariae DBVPG#7215
Lineage: Eukaryota; Fungi; Ascomycota; Saccharomycetes; Saccharomycetales; Saccharomycetaceae
Gene: ELP3
Product: Elongator subunit ELP3
Exons: 1
Coding region: 1-1674 (557 amino acids)
Biological process (GO): tRNA wobble base 5-methoxycarbonylmethyl-2-thiouridinylation
Cellular component (GO): nucleus; elongator holoenzyme complex; cytoplasm
Molecular function (GO): iron-sulfur cluster binding; acyltransferase activity, transferring groups other than amino-acyl groups
Source: RefSeq, a predicted model, not a curated record
AUGGGUAGAAAGUGUAAAGGAGAGAAGACGAAUAAACAGAGGCUUGCUCCAGAGAAGGAGCGUUUUAUUCAAUGCUGUUCGGAUAUUACGUUGGAAUUAGUUACUUCCUUAAGCAAUGGAUCCACCAGAGAAAUUAAUUUAAAUGGCUUAAUCACGAGAUAUUCUAAGAAGUACAAGCUGAAACAGCAACCAAGGCUGACAGAUAUUAUUACUUCUAUUCCAGACCAGCAUAAGAAGUAUUUACUUCCUAAAUUAAAGGCGAAGCCGGUUAGAACAGCUUCUGGGAUUGCAGUUGUAGCGGUAAUGUGUAAACCGCAUCGUUGCCCGCAUAUUGCUUAUACAGGAAACAUCUGUGUUUAUUGCCCUGGAGGACCCGAUUCAGAUUUUGAAUACUCGACCCAAUCCUACACCGGUUAUGAACCUACAUCUAUGCGUGCAAUUAGGGCCAGAUAUGACCCAUAUGAGCAGGCUCGCGGUAGAAUUGAACAGUUGAAACAACUGGGCCAUUCUAUUGACAAAGUUGAGUACAUUAUUAUGGGAGGAACAUUCAUGUCGUUGCCUAAGGAGUAUCGUGAAGAUUUCAUUGCUAAGUUGCACAAUGCAUUGUCUGGUUUUAACGGCAAUAACAUCGAUGAGUCCAUCCAAUAUUCUCAGCAAUCCCUGACUAAGUGUGUUGGUAUUACUAUUGAGACCAGGCCAGAUUACUGUACACGGACGCAUUUAGAUGAUAUGUUAAAAUAUGGUUGCACUAGAUUAGAAAUCGGAGUUCAGUCUUUGUAUGAGGAUGUUGCUCGUGAUACUAAUAGAGGCCAUACAGUCAAGUCUGUUUGUGAAACGUUUGCCGUUGCUAAAGAUGCAGGCUAUAAGGUUGUUUCCCACAUGAUGCCAGACCUACCAAACGUCGGCAUGGAAAGGGAUAUUGAACAAUUUAAGGAGUACUUUGAAAAUCCAAAUUUCAGAACAGAUGGGUUGAAAAUAUAUCCCACCCUAGUUAUUAGAGGUACCGGGUUGUAUGAACUGUGGAAAUCCGGCAGGUAUAAGUCUUAUAACGCAAAUGCAUUGGUUGAUUUGGUAGCUCGUGUAAUGGCGUUAGUCCCCCCUUGGACCAGAAUUUAUCGUGUACAAAGGGAUAUACCAAUGCCUUUGGUGACGUCUGGUGUCGAAAACGGGAACUUGAGAGAGCUGGCGUUAGCCAGAAUGAAAGACUUUGGAACAUCUUGCAGAGAUGUUCGUACACGAGAAGUUGGAAUUCAAGAAGUACAUCAUAAAGUACAACCAGACCAAGUUGAGCUAAUCAGAAGGGACUACUACGCUAAUGGAGGUUGGGAAACUUUCUUAUCUUAUGAAGAUCCAAAGCAAGAUAUAUUAAUAGGCUUACUAAGACUGAGGAAGGCAUCUAAAAAAUACACAUACAGGAAGGAAUUUACUUCUCAAAGAACAUCCAUCGUGAGGGAACUACAUGUCUAUGGGUCGGUUGUGCCGUUACAUUCCAGAGAUCCGCGCAAGUUUCAGCACCAAGGUUUUGGGACCUUGCUAAUGGAAGAAGCAGAAAGAAUUUCCAGAGAAGAACAUGGUUCUGAGAAAAUCUCCGUCAUCUCAGGUGUUGGUGUAAGAAAUUACUAUGCUAGGUUAGGCUACGAACUUGACGGACCUUAUAUGUCAAAAUAUUUUUAA